Messenger RNA from Porites lobata, 4194 nucleotides. NCBI's taxonomy places the organism in Eukaryota, Metazoa, Cnidaria, Anthozoa, Scleractinia, Poritidae. The record is from the annotation of a GenBank genome assembly.
AUGGCUCCCAAAAAACGAUCUUUACCUCCGGCAAGCGAAGGGCCAUCAAAGAAAAAGCAAAAAACUAAGGAUAAACUCAAAGAAAGCAAGGGCGAGACGUCAAAAGCGACAUCGACGAAGACAGCGUCGCCUGGUGAUAGCCCUAAACGCGACAAACAUGGCAAGCUGAUAUUUCCCGAUUUUCCAGAUUUCAAACCAAACCUGACACCGAAAGAAGUACUUCAAGCUGGAAGCUUUGGAGGAACGUACUUUAGACCUAUUUAUUCAAGCGUCACAGGUAGACUACCAAAGUAAAGUUCAUUGGUCACAGGUCUCUUCGUCAGUUAGUUAUCUGCAUUUCACAUUAUACAUGUAUAGCCACAGCUACAGUAAUCGACAGGUGGCCAUGUUGUGAGUGAAAUUCCGUCUCAGGUUAAACCAGGGGAAACUUAAAAAUUGUGAAUCAAACUAAGUUGAACACUGGUUUAAUCUGAGAACAUAUUUUACCUACAACAUACAUAUAUAUUUCCCGAAUACCAAGACUUUACUAUUAAAACAAUCAAAUAUAUUUGUUAAGUACUAAGACACUGGUUACAUCAAGGGAGGCUUAAACCAAGUUCCCAACAAAGCAAAUAGCCUGAGAAAACAGCCAACACCUUACGACGCAGCCACUGGUUUCCUAGCCUGCAGACACAGACAUAAUUCCGGUUUUCGCUUCUCUCCACCCGAAAUUACAUCUGUGUCCGCAGGCUACUGGCUUCCUCACGAAAUCAAAUGACGUCCUGAGGAACAAGCCCAAAAAUUCCAUACUGAUUUUCCAGCCCUUGAAGACAAGUUGGGUAAUUCUGUUACCUGCAGCACCAUACACUCUAUGUCAGCUGUUUCCUAAUAGGCUACCUUCCGGGACGAUUCAGACUGGUUUAGUCAAUUUUACACUCAGGGCUCAGAUUAGACAAGCUUUCCUCCCAUUUUGCUUCCCCAGGGCCAUUGCUUGCUUUUCUUAUGACAUGCAUGGAACCUUGCCUGUUGGGCAAGUGAGGUUAAAUAGUUACUUGCCCAGCAAGGUAAUCUACUUAUUCCAGAUGACACUGGACAGGACUCUUGUCAAUUCCUGGCCUCAAUGAACUCUUCUAUUAUAUAGCUUAUUUUUCUAUCUUAUCUUAAACCGUUAUGAAUGAAAAACUGGUACUACUUUGGAACUUCUUCUUGCCUCUGUUUACCUGAAACCACUCUCAGUCUGAAUUGACUUGUUUCUGUACUCCUUUUCUUCUCUGUACAUUGUGCCUCAUUUGAAAGGUUUCACUUUCUGAAUGCAUUGCUGUUUAGGCAACAUUCAUUCCAACUGAACAAUGGAUAAUAUUGUACUAGGUUGUUACUUGAUUGCAUAAUGCUUUGAUUGGUCAAGUUCAAAUUCCAUUCUAGUCCACACUUUAAAACAAAGGGGAUUCUCACUAUGAACUGUAAUGUUUAACUGCAAUCAAAUCAUGUCACAAAUAACUCCUUUGUGCCCUGUGAUUUUGAUAAUUUUGGUGCUCCUGUGCUUUACUAUAUUUGGGGGCAGCACUGAUUAACUUUUUUACCUCAUAUGAUGCUUAUUCAAGAAAAUGUGGUAUUUAAUAUUUGUACUGUUUUUAACUCAAUUCACAGGCCAAAAGUAUUCUUCUGAGGUGCACAAGGAAUUUCCCUCUGACUGGUUUAAGGGACUGAACAUCAAAACGCAAAUUACUUCAUCACUGUAUCGCAAUGAAGUCAAUACAUACAAAGUCAAAUGUGGAGGAAGCUUGGAAAUGUGGGAAUCAUCCGGCUGGAUUCAUAAACAAGAUCCAUAUGGCUGGUUUCACUGGUAAGUAGGAGCAGGGCUGGUUUAAAUCCGUUUGAGCGUAUAAAAGAAAGAAAGCAAAUUUUAACAAGAUGGGUUGAUACUGUUUAGGGGGGGGCCUGCACAAGUAACUCAUCACAGGAAACCAGCCACAUCUAUGAUGCGCCCAACUGGCCAGAAAAACAGGGGACUCUAAAUAGUCUACUGUACUUUCUUAAUUGUGCCCUGAAUUUCCCAUGUGGCUGAACUGGGCUGAAAACCACAUUAACAAGAGCCUUCUUGCUGGAAGUCUGUGGCACUGUGGACAGUCACCCUUUCCCUUCAUGGACUGGGUGACCAUACAUGUGCACAGCCUAGUUUGCUGGUUACCAUCUGAGCCUCUCAGUUCUUAAUGGUUACCAAGUUACUCGGAGGAGGCUUAUGUGAUACUUUUUUUUGUCUUGUGGUACACAGCAAGGAACCCAAAAGUGUGACUGCUCUUUAUUUAUUCACAUUUUUGCGUACAGAUUUAAUCCAAUCAGAAGCCAGUUGGAGACUGUCCUCGACUUUUGAUUGGUUAUGUCUGCAUGAAAGAAUGUGAAUUAAUUAAAGGAGGUCACACUUUUGGCCUCCUUGCUGUAAAUUGUAGUCAAAAAACAACAUUUUCAUAAGCCACUUGCUCAUCUCCCAUAAUGCACCUUAUUUGCCCCCCAAAGAUUUGCAUAAGCACUUUUCAAUUUUUCUUGGGACGGCUGUAAUACCCAGGAGAAGUGAAAAACAAAGCUUAUGCAAAAUUUUGGAGGGCAAAUAAGGUGCAAUAUGGGAGAUGUGCAAGUGGCGUAUAGUACACUUUUCAAAUCCCACUUGCCAGUACCAUCUCAGAAGCGGCAAGUGAGAUCGUGUGCUAAAAUUUAGAGACCUUUAGAUUCAAGGAUGCGAUUUAACUUUCAGUUUUUCCGUGUACUGUAUUCUUAAAAAAUGACGCCUCUGAAAACUUUUUUUUUUCCAGAAAGGUUAACACUGUUACUUUUCAUUGAAGAAGGUUAAGCCCUCUUCCGAUUGCAAAAUGAUGAGACUUCUAACAUUUUAUAACUUGUACCCGCCACUACGACAUUUUCUCUAAAACGUGUGGUAGAAUGACGAAGGGUAUGAACUGUUUACCCGCCAAAAUGACGGUGGUUCACGCGUGCACCUAAUUAGGGCGUUUUCCAUUUAUCAGAACUGACCGGCCAGACCAUUCAAGUCAUAAUGAGAAUUUUACUUUUAAUCAAAACUAUCCAGCCAGAUCAGUCCAAUGCUAAAUAGCAUGCACAAAGGAGAUGGUGCUUCAACAAAAACUCUUGGGAAAAAAGUAUUUUUCAUUGUCAAAAUGACUGGCCCGGCUAUCGUCCGGCCGGUCAGUUCUGACUUUUGGAAAGCGCCCUGUCAGAGACUAUCAAGAAAAUCUCGCCUUCGUAGUGGUCCUCGUCUUAGCCUGUUCCAAGCUCCGAGGUAGUCGGGUCCGCCGGAGUGAAUAUCCCUUCCUUUUUCUUUUUUCCUGUCCCGCCAACUUUUCGCGUACCUUUCACUUUCGCGUCUUCCCCACUAUCUUAGAGUCUGGAACAGGCUAUCCUAGUCUUAGAAUCUAAUGGUCUUUGUUACAAUGUCUACAAAAACAAUUGGACUCACGGUAUUUCUUUCUAACAGGUAUUGCAGGUUUUAUCUCGGUCGUCGUACAGAUGAUGACAGACGGCAGGUAGACCGCUGGAAGAAAUGUGCAGGAGAAAAGGGACGCUGGAAAAAUAAUCUUAUCUCAAAGAUUGUCCGAAGCGGCUGUGCGUUUGAUAACUUUGCUGUGUCACCAGUAGUACGGCAAACUCUUCAACACUGGGCCUACACACUGACCAAAGAAGACUUUGACAAAUAUGCCAAAAAGGUUAAAUUGUAAAACCUCCUAUCCGGCUUUAAUAUCGUGCUCGUAGCGAAGACUUGUGCAGAUGUCUCGCUCUUGACAGUUAUUUGUGUCAUAAAAUGAGAGAUCGGAACCAGUAAAUUUGCCCACGUACCAUUCGCCAACUACUCAGUCUGUUUCAUGUGCCUGCAUACUCAUGAUACUGCCUCAAUCUGCUCAAUAUGGUGGAUAUAAUAAUUUUCCUCUUGAUACGUUCUAAGCUAUACCGGAUAACUCCUGCGCUAGCACGAAAACCGUAUAGGAUAGGGCUCUUGUUCACUCAUUGUAACGUUGAUUUCGGCUCAGAUUCUGUAACGGAGCGAGUCUGCGCCGUGAAAGUGGAUCGUCGCAUAUCGGAUAGGUUCUGUGCCUCUUAGAGGCUCCCGAGGGUAUCCUAGCCUGUUCCAGGCGUUCAGAUAGUAGAGCGCAGCGGUAAGUGAGGAGCGAGUUAAGUUGUACACCGGGAGUUCUCUCCCCCUUUCCCCCU